Melampsora larici-populina 98AG31 is the source of this 1671-nucleotide messenger RNA. RefSeq lists its product as uncharacterized. The transcript is spliced from 10 exons. Gene Ontology annotation, biological process: transmembrane transport. Lineage: Eukaryota; Fungi; Basidiomycota; Pucciniomycetes; Pucciniales; Melampsoraceae. Gene Ontology annotation, cellular component: membrane. Gene Ontology annotation, molecular function: transmembrane transporter activity. The coding region runs from base 1 to 1671 and encodes 556 amino acids. The record is from RefSeq and is a predicted model, not a curated record.
AUGACAGUCGUGAAUUCUACUUCGAGAUCAUCAGUAGCGAUAUCCCCUAACGCCACUUGCGUAGAUAUAACAUGCUCCAGCAGUCAUGUGGCACACAAGGAUCAUGAAUCGUUAGCUUCACCAAAAGCUGUCCCGCAACUGAGCAUAUGUCGAUCCAUUGCCAUCCUCGCAGUUUGCAUCUCAGCUUUCAUUGUCAACAACUCGUCUCAAUUAGCCAUCAACGUGAUCUUGCCAGUCAUUCAACGCGAACUCGGUGGUUUCGCAUUAGGCUACGGAAGCUUUUUACUCCUGUCAGGUCGGUUAGCUGAUAUUUAUGGCCACAAGCUUUUCCUUCAAAUCGGUCUCUUUAUCUUUGCAAUAUCUUCACUUGCCAGUGCACUUGCCCGUACAUCAAUCCAAUUAUCAAUCUUCAGAGCCGCAAUGGGCCUCGGCUCCGCCGUUAGCGCACCUGCACUUCUUGGAGUUCUAGGCAGGAGUUUUGAAGUGGGUUCGCAGAUUCGCAUAAUCGCGUAUGCUGCCUUUUCGGCUGGUGCACCGCUUGGAUCAGCCAUGGGGCUACUUGUCGGUGGAUUUAUUGUUGAGAGGACGGCGCUUCAUUGGAGAUCUAUUUCACCAAAAACUAACAUUUCUAUGUGGCAGUUCUUCUAUUUCUGUCUGGCUUUCUCAACACUUGUGAUGAUUUUGGUCACAUUUAUCAUUCCAGCAGAUGAUGUCCAACAGAAGAGCAGCACCGUGGAUUGGAUUGGAGCAGGAUUAAUUAUCCCGGGUUUAGCAAUGCUCAUAGUAUCACUCGCAACAGCUAGUGAUAGCGGUUGGGCAUCAGGAGAAGUAUUGGGACCAUUCUUUGGCUCUUUGAUUUUCUUGAUUGGCUUUGUGGCUUGGGAAUCAUACCUGGAGCGACAUGAAACUAGAUGGGGAGAUCCAUUGAUGAAACUAUCAAUGUUUAGACGGGAAUGUUUUGGGGUUUUGCAAUGUAUAGCUGCAUUACUUUGGUUUGGAUUUGUGGAUGCCAAUUAUUUUUUGAAUAUCUUUUUUGAAGAAUAUUUGGAAUUGGACUUGACCGAGACUGUGGUCCGAUUCAUACCUAUGCUUGUUGUCGGAGUUUUGUUGAAUGUGAUUGUGGGUUUCUUGAUUAAAAAAUGGCCGGCUCAGAUUCUUGUCAUGAUCGGUUGCGCGGGCACAAUGAUAUCUUGCCUGCUUAUGGCUAUCGCAGACCCUGAAUCGAGUUAUUGGGGUUACAGCUUUCCAGCAAUAGCGCUUUCCGUUGUCGGUGCAGAUUUUGUGUUUGCAGUAGGUACAAUGUAUGGAGCCAAAAUCGCUUCGAAAGAUGAACAAGGUGUAGCCGGUGGAAUCUUUCAAACCUUUUCACAGAUCGGAAGAGCUAUUGGUUUAAGUAUCUCCACUAUUGUUCAAGUAGAAGUGACCAAAUCUGAAGGUCGGAUCUACGGUGUGGAAGUGGGAUCCGAGCUUCAUGAUGCACCAAGGCAUAUUUUCUUGUACGGAAUCAGGGCAGGAUUAUGGACUUGUUUUGCUAGUGUGGCUUUAGCUACCCUUCUAGCCGCAACCUGUUUAAAUAAAAUGGGAUAUGUCGGCAAAGAACAAGGAACGUCUACAUUGAAGCCUCAACAAGAGACGUCAAGAAACAAGGAAGAUGGAUCAGAGCUUGCAUGA